CACAAAAUCAAAUGGGAAUAUAUAUUUUUCCUUUUAUCUGGAGGGCUAUUUAACUAGCAACAUAUAUUGGUUUGGUGUGCUCAAGAUGAUCCACAGACUUUGCUGAGGGAAUUAUGAAACUUCUCACAAUAUAUAUUGAGUAACCGGGUCAGGAUUUCUGAAAAAACAAAGACAUUGCUGAUCAACCAUGCUGCGGGUCACCACCGCCUCUCUGUGCGCCUACUGCCGGAGGAUGAGUCUCCUCGGCCCGCCCUGCGCCUCGGCCUCCACGGUGACUCCCCCCAACAAAAGACCGGAGAACCAGCUCACCGUGCACUCCCUCUACCAGCUGUCGGUGGACAUCCGAAAGGUGCGCAAGUCCAAGGGCUGGGUGCUGUCCGAGGGCGCCUCGUACGUGUCCGAAACCGCCUGCCUGCUGAGUGACAUGGGUGCAGACGCCACGGUCAUCACGCGCAUCCUGGAGGCGCACCCGGAGGCGGUGCUGUGUCGCCCGGAGGACGUGGCCGCCCAGCGGGACCUCUGGGUGUCCGUGUGCCCCAACAAGCGCGAGCUGAUGAGCAUCAUCGAGAAGUUCCCGGCGUCCUUCUUCACAUUAACUCACCAUGAUAACCAGCGGGCCAACAUCCUCUACCUCCAGAGUCUGCGCCUCAGCAACAGGAUCAUCGGCAAGCUGAUGGCCAGCGCCCCGCAGAGCUUCAGCCGGCCCGCCGAGCUCAACAAGGAGGUCAUCCACACCUUGAGGGAGGUCUACCUGGACCUGGGCGGAGACGAGGGCAACCUGCGCGUUUGGCUGCAGAAGCUGCUGAGCCAGAACCCGUACAUCCUGCUGCGGCCGGCCGAAGCCUGGAGGGACAGCCUGGGCUUCCUGAGGGAGCAGGGCUUCACCACGGAGGAGCUCCUCGGCCUGGUCUCCAGCCUCAGGGCCUCCAUCGCCGAGCUGCAGCCGGAGGCCAUGCAGCAGGCGCUGGGUUACAUCGAGGGGGUUCUGGCCUGCUCCAAGGACGAAAUCAGGCAGAUAGUCAUCCGCUGCCCGGCCAUUUUAUACUACUCCCUGCCCGCGCUGGCGGGGCGUUUCCAGGGACUGAUGGACGUCGGGGUGAGCAUGGAGCAGGUGAAGAAGUCCCCCAACGUCCUGGAGCUCACCACGCAGAUCGUGCUCUAUCGAAUCCAGAAGCUGGCCUCCUACGGGUACGAUGUGAGCUCCGGCAGCCUGGACGUCAUCGUGGGAACCAAGAAGGACUUUGAGACGAGUUACGGAAAGCUGCACCUCCGGCAGCAGCGGCCGCUCUUCAACCCCGUGGCUCCGCUCAGAUCUGCCGAGGAGUGAACGCUCAGAGACGGUUGAUGCAAAUGUUGGUGAGGGAGGGGUGUGAAUGUUAUUUGAUGCGUGCAAGACACACUAAGAGGAGAGGCAGGUUGAAAUACAAAAACCUCCAGCAAUAAAGUACUUGAAGUAUUGAGAACAACUGUGUAAUGAAACUAAGAUGUUCCAGCCUGUGGCCUUCAUCCGUGUUCCUUUGACUUCAUGCAGAGAGGGCUCAUAACACUGACUGUUAGUACUGUAUCUUAUAUGUCAGAAAAUAUACUGACAAAACAUUGACGAGUGGAAAUGAGUGACUACUGUAAUUCACAAAAUGAUUGUGGUUUGAUGAGCAAUAAAUG
Anoplopoma fimbria (sablefish) is the source of this 1662-nucleotide messenger RNA. RefSeq names its product transcription termination factor 2, mitochondrial-like. Bases 188 to 1327 code for a protein of 379 amino acids. Gene Ontology annotation, biological process: regulation of DNA-templated transcription; termination of mitochondrial transcription. The record is from RefSeq and is a predicted model, not a curated record. Gene Ontology annotation, cellular component: mitochondrial matrix. NCBI's taxonomy places the organism in Eukaryota, Metazoa, Chordata, Actinopteri, Perciformes, Anoplopomatidae. Gene Ontology annotation, molecular function: double-stranded DNA binding. The transcript has 2 exons.